Molecule: messenger RNA, 621 nt
Organism: Lachancea mirantina
Lineage: Eukaryota; Fungi; Ascomycota; Saccharomycetes; Saccharomycetales; Saccharomycetaceae
Source: the annotation of a GenBank genome assembly
AUGAGCAGUCCCGGUGCAUUUCCCGAGUCGUUUGACCCCGACACGUCGCUGCCGCUGGACCCGACUGCGAUCCAGGGUGCCACUUUUGAUGGCGAGGAUCCGCUUCGAGAUCCCACCGUGGUCACCACGACCCGCAGACGACCCCAGGUGAAGCUCACGUCUGAGAAACUGUUGUCGGCGCGGGGUUUGCCACACGUGGCCAAACACGCGCCUAAGCACGCGCGGAUCUCGUCGCGCAAAUCCGCAUACGAAAACCUGUGCCAUUUCUUGCAAUUCUAUCAGCUCUGGGCUCACGAUCUGUACCCCAAGGCCAAAUUUCGCGAUUUCGUCAGCCUAUGCGACACGCUGGGACGCACCGACCGCCCGCUUCGCGAGUAUCGGCUGCAACUGCUGCAAGCAGAAAUGAGCGGCGAGCCGCUCCCAGAGCUGGACCACAGCACAGUUCAAGCUCCCUCGCUUUUCGUUGAUCCGGACGCAGAAGUCGCAUCUGCAACUCCGACGCCAGCGCAACCGUCGUCCCCCACGCUCGAUACGCAACCUUUGCCCGAAGCUCAACUGCCCUCCGGUCCUGACAACGUCGACGAAGAUGAAAUGGACGCACUCCGCGAAUUGGGCUGGUGA